AACGAAAGACAGAGAGAGAGAGAGAGAGAGAGGGAGAGAGGAGAGCCGGAAACCGCGCGUAUGCAUUCACGCACGUAUAUACACGCGUAUAUUUAUUAUCUAUUUUAACAACCAGACGUUUCGAGAGUUGGUGAUCACAAGGCGAUCGAUCGUCCGCCAGCAUCGGAAUCCAUCAAUCGAUCGAUCGAUAGAUCAACGACGAGCGCGAAAACGCAACCGCGUUGCAUAUCGCGGGGGUGGUUUCGUCCAAAGGGGUUGGCGGUGCGAACGGGUGAUCCUCUGACAGUGCAUGUAGCACUUUGCAGUUGGUGAUCGAGGAACGGUCAGGCUAGGUCUCUCCUGAAGACGCCCGGCGUCUGCCGGAUCCCGGAAGUACCGCACGGAGACGCGGAGGAGUCGUCGGGGGUAGCUUGUCAAACUCGGAGCCAACCGCGCGUCGCACGAACAUGUCGUCCAUGCGAACACAGUCGACCGGCGGCGGUGUUCUUGGUUUGAGCAGUAUUGGCUCCGAUCGUACGGGCGCAACUUCGACCGGCGCCGGUUCCCACUCGCAUUCCCACUCGCACAGGAGGCAUCAUCAUCACCACAGGAGCAGAAGCGCACCCCGGGCACUGGAGAAACCGCCCAGGAAGCGUCAUCUAAAUCCUGGACGGAGUCUCGCUUCCAUUCCCUGUCAGAUCAAGCUGUCGAUGCUCAACAGCGGUCUCAUCUCGUUCACCACGGAGGAAUUGGGAAGCAGCAUGAGCACCACCUUGCCGUCCGCGCCGACUGAGCUUUCGCAGUUCCCGAAGCUGUGCGAGCUACGCCGAAAAUACCCGGUGCUAUACCGGGUGGAGUUUCAGACGGCGACGAAGGUGGAGACGCACUCGUGCCGGCACGCCACGAAGCCCGGGAACAAAGAGAAGAAUCAGAAUCAAAGGUGUAUUCCGUAUGACUAUAAUAGAGUAGUGUUGGAUACGAUAGAAGGCGAGCCCGAUUCCGAUUACGUUAAUGCCUCCUAUGUAGAUAGUAUAUUGAAGCCGAACGCUUACAUCGUCACUCAGGGACCUAUGGAGAACACGGUGACGGAAUUCUGGCGGAUGGUCUGGCAAGAGCAAGCUUCCUGCAUCGUUAUGCUCACGAAAACCUUUGACUUUAUUAGGGUGAUGUGUGUGCAGUAUUGGCCGGCGAGCAAAGACAAAGACGAGGAGUACGGAGGGAUCGGCGUUUCCGUUUUAAAAGAGGAGGAGCUCGCCAAUUUUCACAUAAGGACGAUAAAGCUCUACAAGAAGGACGAAAACGACGAGGUUACGGAGGAAAGGACGUUGCUGCAAUUUCAUUACACAGAGUGGCACUCGCACACGUGCCCGUUCGGAAACGCGGUGUUGGAAUUUAGACGUCGAGUACGAGCGGUUGUAGGAUCGACGAUAACAAACGAACCCGGGCCUAUGAUCGUUCACUGCAACGACGGAGGCGGACGAUCGGGGGUAUAUUUAGCGAUAGACGCAAACAUGGAACUAGCUGAAGAGGAGGACGCGUUCGACGUGUUUGGCUACUUGAAGAAGCUCAGGCAGAGCAGAAGAGGACUCAUCGAGAACUUGGAACAGUACAAAUUCAUAUACGACACGCUGGAGGAGUACGUGGUGUGCGGCACAUCGUGGUUUCCCGUGGCGGAGUUGUCGCAACGACUGAAGCAGAAGAGCAUAAAGAAUCAGAUAACCAAGAUGAACGAGUAUCAACGGGAGUACCAACAGAUCUGCAAGCAGACGCCGCGUUUCACGAUCGGAGACUGUGCCGGUGGACACAGGGCCGACAACAGGGAGAAGAACAGAGACGUCCUGGUAGUUCCACCGGACAACUUUCGACCGUACCUCACCAGCUUCCAGGGCAACAGUUUCACGGAUUACAUAAACGCCGUCUUUGUGGACGGAUACACGAAACCGAGGGAAUACAUCGUGACGGAAUGGCCUCUUCGGCACACGUGCGGCGAAUUCUGGUCUUUGGUUUACGACUACGAAUGCGCCGCAGUGGUGGUGCUGUGCGUGCCGCCUCAGGGCUCGACAAAUUUCCCCACCUUCUGGCCGGAGGGAAGGCACUCGAAGAAAUAUGGCCCGGUGUUCACGAUCGACCACAUCAGCCACAAUCAUUACACCAACAUAAAAACCUGGGUCUUCAGGAUAAACAAGAAGAUCGUCUCGUUGACUGAACUGAUGGCGGGAGUGAAGGCGCCGCCGAAGACCGUGCAAUUGUUCCAAUUGACUUGUUGGCCGAUGGGCCACAAAGUGCCCACUUCCACCAACAGUUUAGUCGAACUCAUGAAUAUGGUCGAGAGAUGGAGGCAACGAACGGACUACGGGCCGGUAGCGGUUGUAUCGCCCGAUGGCAGAAGUCGUUGCGGAGUCUAUUGUGCAGCCAACGCGUGCAUAGAACAGGUCAUUCAACAUGGCGAGGUUGACAUUUUCCAAGCUGUCAAAACUGUACGCAGGCACAGGCCCCAGCUUGUGGAAAAUAUGACGGAGUACAAAUACUGCUACGACCUGGUCCUGCACUACGUAUUGCACUACUUGAACAAAGACAUGAACGAGAAGAAGUGAGAAAACGAGUUGAGGGACGAGCUGUGGUUCAUCGAAUUCGGUCGCGGGGCGGCACUGCCGUUGACCCCGGAGGAGGCACCGGCAGACGGAGAGCCGGUGGUGCCGUGUGC
Harpegnathos saltator (Jerdon's jumping ant) is the source of this 2683-nucleotide messenger RNA. RefSeq names its product protein tyrosine phosphatase 36E (gene Ptp36E). The coding region runs from base 447 to 2573 and encodes 708 amino acids. The record is from RefSeq and is a predicted model, not a curated record. Gene Ontology annotation, molecular function: protein tyrosine phosphatase activity. Gene Ontology annotation, biological process: protein dephosphorylation. The transcript has 14 exons. NCBI's taxonomy places the organism in Eukaryota, Metazoa, Arthropoda, Insecta, Hymenoptera, Formicidae.